Molecule: messenger RNA, 353 nt
Organism: Benincasa hispida (wax gourd)
Lineage: Eukaryota; Viridiplantae; Streptophyta; Magnoliopsida; Cucurbitales; Cucurbitaceae
Gene: ROT4
Product: DVL family protein
Biological process (GO): negative regulation of cell population proliferation
Source: RefSeq, a predicted model, not a curated record
UCAAAACGCAGUCGUUUUCAGAUUCCACAGGCAAAAACAAGGCCUUUUUGGGUGUUUAUGGCAAAUUGGAGGUGACCCAGAAGAAAAAGUUUCAAUCUUUUGAUGUUUUUAUUUUUCAUUUUUGGAGGAAGAUGAUGAAAGAAAGCAGCAGCUAUUGCAGAAGGUUGAGUAGUAAUGGAGGAGGAGAAAAUGGUAAUGAUAAUGCAAAUAAUAAUAAUGGAUUUGAAGGUGGUGAGUGCAAGUCUUUUGGUGAAAAAUGUAACAAUUUGGUGAAGAAACAAAGGACUAAAUUUUAUAUUCUUAGAAGGUGCAUUGCUAUGCUUGUUUGUUGGAGAGAAAGAGGAGAGUCUUGA